AUGCACAACAUUGAUGAAAACACAUUGCUGCACCGUUGGUUUCAGCAGCAGCCGCCGGCUCAGAGGAAGAUGGUAGCGUCGAAGAAGCUCAUGAAGGUGGGGCCGUGGGGCGGCGCCGGCGGGAACCCGUGGGACGACGGCGGGCACACGGGGAUCCGCAGCAUCACCCUGUCGUACGACAGCCGCUGCGUCGACUCCAUCAGCGUGGAGUACGACAGGAACGGCCUCGCCGUCCCCGGCGAGCGGCACGGCGGCGCCACCGGCAGCCUCACCACCCAGAUCAAGCUGAGCUUCCCGGACGAACACCUGACGGCCGUGAGCGGCCGGUACGGCCCGGUGGCGCCCGGCGGCUCGCCUGUGAUCCGGUCGCUGGCCUUAAGGACGGAGCGAGCGGCGUACGGUCCGUUCGGCGCCGCCGCCGGGGAGGGCAUGCCGUUCGAGUUCGCCGUGGAGGGCGGCGUGGUGGUGGGGUUCUGCGGGAGGAGCGGGUGGCAGCUGGACGCCGUCGGGAUGUACGUGGCGGCUCUGCGGCCGGAGAGGGUGUACGACAAGGUGCAGAAGAUGGGUAUCAUGGCCUACCGCUCGUUCAUGCAGCGGCUUGGGCCGGCGCCGGCGGCGCAGCACCAGCAGGACGAGCUGGAGGAGCAGGGGACGGUGCAGCACCAGAACGGCAGUGUGGUUCAGACAAAUCGCAAGACUUACUAGUCUGGUCGGUGGUCGCUAGCCAGAAUCGCAAAUUCAUGGCUGGGUUUCGACUUUCGAAUGAGCUUGAUACAAAGCUAGUGUACCUAAAGCGAUACGCGUAACAUGUGCUCGACGCGGUGAUUCUCCAGAGGCCCGUGAAUGUAUUAGCCGUCGACAAGAUUCGUGUGAUUGAGUUAGAUCAAUUUUCAUCA
Messenger RNA from Lolium rigidum, 896 nucleotides. Its product is annotated as jacalin-related lectin 19-like. The transcript is spliced from 2 exons. The record is from RefSeq and is a predicted model, not a curated record. NCBI's taxonomy places the organism in Eukaryota, Viridiplantae, Streptophyta, Magnoliopsida, Poales, Poaceae. Gene Ontology annotation, molecular function: carbohydrate binding. The coding region runs from base 1 to 705 and encodes 234 amino acids.